AUGGUUCUCGAGGCGGUCAUGGUUGUCGUUGACAACAGCGAGAGCAGCCGGAACGGAGACUACCAGCCCACGCGAUUCGAUUCACAAGUGGACGCCGUAAAUGUCCUGUUCCAGAGCAUCACGCAGGGCAAUCCCGAGUCCUCUGUUGGCCUUAUGAGCAUGGGAGGCAAGGGACCCGAGGUUCUCGUCACCCUGACGACAGAGCAAGGCAAGAUCCUCGAGGGCCUGCACCGCACAAAGAAGAAGAUUGGCGGCUCUUCGCAUCUCAAGACGGGCAUCCAAGUUGCUACCCUUGCCUUGAAGCACCGACAGAACCGAUCGCAACGCCAGCGCAUAAUAGUCUUUGUUUGCUCACCGAUCGAAGAGACCGAUAAGGAACUCAAGACCCUGGCCAAGAAGAUGAAGAAGGGCAACAUCUCCGUCGAUUUUAUCCUGUUCGGCGAUCUUGACGACGAUGAGACAAAGACAAAGCUCGAGAAGUUCAACGAGGAGGUCAAAGGCAGCGAGGGCUCCCACUUUGUCGUCAUCCCCCCGAGCAGUAAGUUGCUCAGUGACCAGCUUGUGUCCAGCCCCAUUCUGCUUGGCGAGAACUCGUCCAGCGGCGGCGGCGGCGGUGGCGGCGGUAUGGGCGGUGGGAACGAAGAGUUUGAGUUUGGCUUCGACCCUGCGCUGGAGCCGGAGCUGGCGCUUGCCCUUCGCAUGAGUAUGGAGGAGGAAAAGGCGAGACAAGAAAAGCGUGCGCGCGAGGAGCAAGAGGCUGCGACCAGGGCUUCGCUGGAGGGCGUCGCAGAGGAAGGCGAAGGCAGCGGAAGCAAGAAGGAUAAGAAGGACGACGGCGACAAGAUGGAUACGACCUGA
This is a messenger RNA of Akanthomyces muscarius, 858 nucleotides long. RefSeq lists its product as uncharacterized. Gene Ontology annotation, biological process: proteasome-mediated ubiquitin-dependent protein catabolic process. The record is from RefSeq and is a predicted model, not a curated record. Lineage: Eukaryota; Fungi; Ascomycota; Sordariomycetes; Hypocreales; Cordycipitaceae. The transcript has 2 exons. The coding region runs from base 1 to 858 and encodes 285 amino acids. Gene Ontology annotation, cellular component: cytosol; nucleus; proteasome regulatory particle, base subcomplex. Gene Ontology annotation, molecular function: polyubiquitin modification-dependent protein binding.